This is a messenger RNA of Lichtheimia ornata, 684 nucleotides long. RefSeq lists its product as uncharacterized. The record is from RefSeq and is a predicted model, not a curated record. NCBI's taxonomy places the organism in Eukaryota, Fungi, Mucoromycota, Mucoromycetes, Mucorales, Lichtheimiaceae. The coding region runs from base 1 to 684 and encodes 227 amino acids. The transcript has 3 exons.
AUGUGGUUCUCGUUAUCAACAGCUCGUUUGAUGGUUAUCUGCCGGCUCACGUCUCUUACGGUGGAUCAUACUGUAUCAGCAACAAUCAACAGCGUACGUGUGGCAUCAUUCUUUUUCGGCUUUGAUAUGACUUUGGUUAUCCAGCAGUGUUCUAUUGUCGGCAUUCGCCUUUGUAUGGACUCCUCUUCAGCAAAGCUUUUCGGUGGCAAAAUGCUUAAUCGACUUUCGUAUGGUUUUGCCUAUCAGGGACGGUUCCAUUCUUUGAAAAGUGAUCACCAACCUCAGCUUUGUGUCGACUUCUCUUCAUCAUGGAAACUUGUCAUGGAUGCAGCUAUCAUGGUGAAUCAUUCCUGGAUCAACGAGCAACGUCUACGGCAUCUUUCAAUCAACCGGCCUUAUUACAUCGUUGGAUUAUUCUCAUUACCAAGUACUGGUCAUUUGCUUUUAUGUGCAUCUGAAACAACAAGCAGCAACUUCUAUAUCUUUUGGUGUCGCCAAGCUUUGUCUUGUCUGACUGCGGUUAUGGUUGUCGACAAUCCUUUCGAUGGAUAUCCUGCUACGCAUACGUAUUAUCGGUGGAUCAUAUCAGCAGCAAUCACGAGGCAGCAAUCAGCAACAGGGCUCAUAUCUUAUUGUCAACAACAUUUACUCGAUCCUCUGGUGGUUCCCACUAUCGGGCAAUAG